This is a messenger RNA of Strongyloides ratti, 975 nucleotides long. Its product is annotated as Nucleotide-diphospho-sugar transferase family-containing protein. The transcript is spliced from 2 exons. The record is from RefSeq and is a predicted model, not a curated record. Lineage: Eukaryota; Metazoa; Nematoda; Chromadorea; Rhabditida; Strongyloididae. Bases 1 to 975 code for a protein of 324 amino acids.
AUGUUUACUAAAGAUAAUAUUAUAAAAAGUAGUAAUUUUGAAAAUAAUCCAUUAGUAAAAGAUCAGAAGAAACCACUAUUAGUGUUUAUUCUAAAUAAAUAUGCUUUAAAUAUGACUUUUAACUUUCUGUGUAAUACAAAAUUUAUAGAAAAUGUUCAUAAACAAAUUUUAAUAAUUGCAUUGGAUAUGGAAACCAAAGAUGAAUUAUUAAAAAUUUAUCCUGAUAUACAUGUUUUACUUUUAAAUAUAUCAUGUCUUCAUCAUUCAUUUAAUUAUGGUGAUGGAUAUUAUCAAUCAUUAUAUGUAUUACGAGCAAAAUUAUCAUUAGAAUUAUUAAAUCAUGGGUAUAGUUUUUUUAUGGCACAACAAGAUACAUUUUGGAGAGAUUCAUUAUUAAAUAUAAAUAUUUCAUUGAAUGAUGAUAUAAUUUUUGAUAGUGCAUCAUCAAAAUUUAAUCUAAUAGCAGGUGGGCAUUAUUAUACCCAUCCAACAGAAAGAUCAAAAAAAUUUUUUUCUAUUCUUGCAAAUGAUUUAUCAAAAUUUUAUGCUCCCGAUAAUGCAUAUAUGACAUUAUUAUGUUAUCGAAAUAUUGCAAAAUGUGGUUUUAUAAAAUUUAAUCUUAUUACAAACUGGAUAUGGCUUUUUGAUGAAAAGUUAAGGGAAAACUUCAAAAAACCAAUGCUAAUUCAAUUUGAUGGUCAUACAGAAUUAGGAGGGAAAUUAAAUUUUAUGAAAAAAUUAGGUUUUUAUUUUAUAAAAAUAGAAAAUAUGACUUGUGAUAAAGAUAAAGUUGAUAAAAAAAUUGAAAAUCUUUUAGAAUUUAAUGAUAAUAAUGAUUUAUUUAAUUUAAUAUCUUUUAAACAAUUCUCAUUUUAUCAAACAAUGAUAGAAAUUUUUUAUUCAAACAAAAUUACAGAAUUUAUUAUGAAUGAAAUAUUUUUUCCUUACUCAUUGUAUCUUAUGAUUACUUUAUAA